AUUUAAAGAUCAGCUGGGGGGAUGGUGGAAGAUUUUUGGUCUCUUCAGCAGCGUUUUUUCUUAAGCAGCGGCAGCAGCAGCAGCAGCAAGAGGAGGAGAAGCAGCCCCAGCUAUGACUGCCGCAUGUUAAUAGCUGCCGCUUGGGUCCCCUGGCUGCUGCUGGAGAAAGAGCUUGACUCCGAAGUUGUGCAACUGUGGACUGGGAGAGACAUUUGGACCUUCCUUUCUCUUGGCUUCGCUUUUUUUUACCGCUUGGUGUGUGUGAAGCGAGGAAACGUAAACGAAGACAAGCAUUUGGUUCUUCUUCCCUUUUUUUUUUUCCUUCCCCUUUCUCCAUGGUUGUGUAGCAGAAGCAAGGGCUAAGGAGAGACUUUUUGUUGUUAUUUCUUUGACUGGGGUUUCCAUCCUCCUGCUGCCUUCUCCUGCGCUUUUAUCAAUCUUUGCCGCGUGUGGUGGGGGUGCCUUUGCUGGGGCCGGUGGGUCUUUUGCCACAGGCUCAAUGGCUGGAUUGUUGGAGCUGCACCCGGCUGCAGGUUGUUGAGCAACUGAUGGGACUGUCUCAGGGACCGGCUGUUACGAAAGAAAUGUUUAAUUUGGUAAAUUGGUGGAAAAAAACAUGGAUUUUUAGCAACUGAGGAGCGAAUUAAGUGCCUUUUAAGAGCCAUUUGUUAGAAAUAAAAGAAAAUCCCUUUUAUCUGAAAACAGUUUGGUUUGGUGAAGUUUAAUGACUGCACAUAAAUUGGAAAAAUCAUCGGAGAGUUUUCUUUUUUUUUCAAUUUUGAAGUACAGAAGAGAAACCAGAAAGACACUUAUUUCAUUUCACGUGUGAACACUUGCUCUUGAGGAACUUUCACUAGCAAGUACUCAGCCAUGUGGCCAUCACAGCUACUAGUCUUCACCAUGCUCUUGACACCAGUAGUUCAUGGUGGCAAGCACAAUGAGCGACAUCCAGCCCUUGCUGCUCCACCACGACAUGCUGAGCGCGGCCCAGGAGGCGCUCUACCACCCAGACAUCUCCUUCAGCAGCCAGCUGCAGAGCGCGCCACUGCUCAUCGUGGACAAGGGCCCCGUGGAGCUACCAGAGGAGUUCGUGGUCCAGGUGCCCAAGGAGCACAGAUUGCAGCCCAAGCUUUCAGCCGUGCCCCAAUUCCGAUGGCUGUGGUGCGCAGAGAGCUCUCCUGUGAGAGCUACCCCAUAGAGCUCCGCUGUCCGGGAACAGACGUCAUCAUGAUCGAGAGUGCCAACUAUGGAAGGACUGACGACAAAAUCUGUGACUCGGACCCUGCUCAGAUGGAGAAUAUACGAUGCUAUUUGCCAGAUGCCUAUAAGAUUAUGUCUCAAAGAUGCAAUAAUAGGACCCAGUGUGCAGUGGUGGCAGGUCCUGAUGUUUUUCCAGACCCGUGUCCUGGAACCUAUAAAUACCUUGAAGUGCAGUAUGAAUGUGUUCCUUACAAAGUGGAACAAAAAGUUUUUCUUUGUCCUGGACUACUAAAAGGAGUCUACCAGAGUGAACAUUUGUUUGAGUCUGACCACCAAUCCGGGGCAUGGUGCAAAGACCCUCUGCAGGCUUCUGACAAGAUUUAUUAUAUGCCCUGGACUCCCUACAGAACUGAUACCCUAACCGAAUACUCAUCCAAGGAUGACUUCAUUGCUGGAAGGCCAACUACAACCUACAAGCUCCCUCACAGGGUGGAUGGCACAGGAUUUGUAGUGUAUGAUGGAGCUUUGUUCUUCAACAAAGAGCGUACCAGGAACAUAGUGAAGUUUGAUCUGCGGACUAGGAUAAAGAGUGGGGAGGCUAUCAUAGCAAAUGCCAAUUACCAUGAUACCUCUCCUUACCGAUGGGGAGGCAAAUCUGACAUAGACCUAGCAGUGGAUGAGAACGGGCUAUGGGUAAUCUAUGCAACAGAACAAAACAAUGGUAAAAUCGUCAUUAGCCAACUGAACCCUUACACCCUGCGGAUUGAAGGGACAUGGGAUACCGCAUACGAUAAAAGGUCAGCUUCCAACGCAUUUAUGAUUUGUGGGAUUCUGUAUGUGGUCAAAUCUGUAUAUGAGGAUGAUGACAAUGAGGCCACAGGGAAUAAGAUUGACUACAUUUACAACACCGAGCAAAGUAAGGAUAGUUUGGUGGAUGUACCCUUCCCCAAUUCAUACCAGUACAUUGCAGCUGUGGAUUACAAUCCCAGGGACAACCUACUCUACGUAUGGAACAACUAUCACGUCGUGAAAUACUCUUUGGAUUUUGGACCUCUGGAUGGUAGAUCAGGGCAGGCACAUCACGGACAGGUAUCAUACAUCUCUCCACCAAUUCACCUUGACUCAGAGCUGGAAAGGACCCCUGUCAGAGAAAUUUCUACCACAGGACCACUUGGCAUGGGAAGCACUACUGCCAGUACCACACUUCGAACCACAACGUGGGGCCCAUUGAGGACUACCACUCCAUCAGUGCCAGGAAGAAGAAACAGGAGUACUAGCACCCCAUCUCCAGCUGUCGAGGUGCUUGAUGACAUUACCACACACCUUCCAUCAGCCUCAUCCCAAAUCCCAGCUCUAGAAGAGAGCUGUGAGGCUGUGGAAGCCCGGGAGAUCAUGUGGUUUAAGACCCGUCAAGGACAGAUGGCAAAACAGCCAUGCCCUGCAGGAACUAUAGGUGUAUCAACUUAUCUAUGCCUUGCUCCUGAUGGAAUUUGGGAUCCCCAAGGACCAGAUCUCAGCAACUGUUCUUCUCCUUGGGUUAAUCACAUAACACAAAAGUUGAAAUCUGGAGAGACAGCUGCUAACAUUGCUAGGGAGCUUGCUGAACAGACAAGAAAUCACUUGAAUGCUGGAGACAUCACCUACUCAGUCCGUGCCAUGGAUCAGCUGGUAGGCCUCCUAGAUGUACAACUCCGGAACUUGACCCCAGGUGGAAAAGAUAGUGCUGCGCGCAGCUUGAACAAGCUUCAGAAAAGAGAGCGCUCUUGCAGAGCAUAUGUCCAGGCAAUGGUCGAGACAGUUAACAAUCUCCUCCAGCCACAAGCUUUGAAUGCGUGGAGAGACCUGACUACAAGUGAUCAACUACGUGCAGCCACCAUGUUGCUUGACACUGUGGAGGAAAGUGCUUUUGUGCUGGCUGAUAACCUUCUGAAAACAGACAUUGUCAGGGAGAACACAGACAAUAUUAAAUUAGAAGUUGCAAGGCUGAGCACAGAAGGAAAUUUAGAAGACCUAAAAUUUCCAGAAAAUAUGGGUCAUGGAAGCACUAUCCAGCUUUCUGCAAAUACUUUGAAACAAAAUGGCCGAAAUGGAGAAAUCAGGGUGGCCUUUGUCUUAUAUAACAACUUGGGUCCUUAUUUGUCCACGGAGAAUGCCAGUAUGAAAUUGGGAACAGAAGCUAUGUCCACAAAUCAUUCUGUUAUCGUCAAUUCUCCUGUUAUUACAGCAGCAAUAAACAAAGAGUUCAGUAAUAAGGUUUAUUUGGCUGAUCCUGUGGUGUUUACUGUUAAACAUAUCAAGCAGUCAGAGGAGAACUUCAACCCUAACUGUUCAUUUUGGAGUUAUUCCAAGCGCACAAUGACAGGUUAUUGGUCAACACAAGGCUGUCGGCUCCUGGCAACAAAUAAGACACAUACUACAUGCUCUUGUAACCACCUAACCAAUUUUGCAGUACUGAUGGCACAUGUGGAAGUUAAGCACAGUGAUGCGGUCCAUGACCUCCUUCUGGAUGUGAUCACAUGGGUUGGAAUCUUGCUGUCCCUUGUUUGUCUCCUGAUUUGCAUCUUCACAUUUUGCUUUUUCCGCGGGCUCCAGAGUGACCGUAAUACCAUCCACAAGAACCUCUGUAUCAGCCUCUUUGUAGCAGAGCUGCUCUUCCUGAUUGGAAUCAACAGGACUGACCAACCAAUUGCCUGUGCUGUUUUUGCCGCCCUUUUGCAUUUCUUCUUCUUGGCUGCCUUCACCUGGAUGUUCCUGGAGGGAGUGCAGCUCUAUAUUAUGCUGGUGGAGGUUUUUGAAAGUGAACAUUCACGUAGAAAAUACUUUUAUCUGGUCGGCUACGGGAUGCCUGCACUCAUUGUGGCAGUGUCAGCUGCAGUGGACUACAGAAGCUAUGGAACAGAUAAAGUGUGUUGGCUCCGACUUGACACCUACUUCAUUUGGAGUUUUAUAGGACCAGCGACCUUGAUAAUUAUGCUUAAUGUAAUCUUCCUUGGGAUUGCUUUAUAUAAAAUGUUCCAUCAUACGGCCAUACUGAAACCUGAAUCGGGAUGUCUGGAUAAUAUCAACUAUGAGGAUAACAGACCCUUCAUCAAAUCAUGGGUCAUAGGUGCAAUAGCUCUUCUCUGCCUCCUAGGAUUGACCUGGGCCUUUGGACUUAUGUAUAUUAAUGAAAGCACAGUCAUCAUGGCAUACCUGUUCACCAUUUUCAAUUCUCUACAGGGAAUGUUUAUAUUCAUUUUCCAUUGUGUCCUACAGAAGAAGGUACGAAAAGAAUAUGGGAAAUGUCUGCGAACGCAUUGCUGUAGUGGCAAAAGUACAGAGAGUUCUAUUGGCUCAGGGAAAACAUCUGGUUCUCGAACUCCUGGACGCUACUCUACAGGCUCACAGAGCCGAAUUCGUAGAAUGUGGAAUGACACAGUCCGAAAGCAGUCAGAGUCUUCCUUUAUUACUGGAGAUAUAAACAGUUCAGCAUCACUCAACAGAGGAGCCAUGGCUAAUCAUCUUAUAAGCAAUGCUCUGCUUCGUCCGCAUGGUACUAACAAUCCCUAUAAUACAUUGCUUGGGGAACCGGCGGUUUGUAACAACCCUUCUGUCAGCAUGUACAACGCACAAGAGGGGCUUCUGAACAAUGCCAGGGAUACAAGUGUCAUGGAUACUCUACCACUGAAUGGUAACCAUGGCAAUAGUUACAGCAUUGCCAGCAGCGAAUACCUGAGCAACUGUGUGCAAAUCAUAGACCGCGGCUAUAACCAUAACGAGACCGCCCUAGAGAAGAAGAUUCUGAAGGAACUCACUUCCAACUAUAUCCCUUCUUACCUGAACAACCACGAGCGCUCCAGCGAACAGAACAGGAAUCUGAUGAACAAGCUGGUGAAUAACCUGGGCAGUGGGAGUGAAGAUGACGCCAUUGUCCUGGAUGACGCCACCUCCUUUAACCACGAGGAGAGUUUGGGCCUGGAACUCAUUCAUGAGGAAUCUGAUGCGCCUUUGCUGCCCCCAAGAGUUUACUCCACAGAGAACCACCAGCCACAUCAUUACACCAGAAGGCGGAUCCCCCAAGACCACAGUGAGAGCUUUUUCCCUUUGCUAACCAACGAGCACACAGAAGAUCUCCAGUCACCCCACAGGGACUCCCUGUACACCAGCAUGCCGGCCCUGGCUGGUGUGCCCGCCACCGAGAGCGUGACCACCAGCACCCAGACCGACCCCCCACCGGCCAAAAGUGCUGAUGCCGAAGAUGUUUACUACAAAAGCAUGCCAAAUUUAGGCUCCAGAAACCACGUCCAUCAGCUGCACACUUACUACCAGCUAGGUCGCGGCAGCAGUGAUGGGUUUAUAGUUCCUCCAAACAAAGAUGGGACCCCUCCAGAGGGAAGUUCAAAAGGACCUGCUCAUUUGGUCACUAGUCUAUAGAAUAUUACACAGAAAUUUAGACCAACAAAACCGCUAACACCUGGUUGACCGUUCUGAGUCGAUAUAAGCAGUGGUAAUAAUGUGUGUGCUCCUAAAUCUCUCUAUGCUGUUCUCAAAAGAAAACACGAACUCUCAGACUUUUUUUUUUUUUAACUGGGAUUUUUAGGCCAACCCAGGGGAGAAAGAUAACUGCUGAAAUUCCCCUGUGCCCUAUCCUUUCCCGUCCUUUCCCCCCUCUGAUGGAGACUUCAUUAUGUUAAUGAACGAGAUAUGAAGAAAAUGGCGUUCAUUGUGACCAUGUUGAAUUAUGUUGUGUUUGUUUUAACAUCUCUGAUGCUCUGUUACUAUCAUUACAAGGACCUGAUUUUUAAAAGGCCAGAACAGUUUGAAAUUAGUAACAAUGCUGCAUCUAGAUUGGAGUGCUGCACAAACAAACAUGAAAGCAAAGCAAAACUGUUAUCACACAGUGGUUUUGGUCACUCACAACCUGAUUUCAUCACAGCUGGAAUAGCUGUGAAAACAAAAUAAAACAGCAAAAUUAUUAAUGAAAUGGAGGGGAAUUCUAGAAUUUGUAUGCUCAAUGCAUAUUUUAUGAUUUGCUGUAUUAACUGAUAAAACUAAUGGCAGAAAAAAUUGAACAAUUUCUAUGUAAUGUACAGAUACUAGCAUUGCACAUAUAGUCUGCUUUCUGUUCCUCCAGAAUUUGAGUCCUGUUAAUGUAGUGGAAAAAAAAAUUUUUUUUUCUUCUGUGCUGGUCUUGCAAGUUUGUCUACCAGUAAGAGAGCAAAGUUUCCUCCCUUUCUUCUUUCUUUUCUUUCUUUCUUUUCUUUCUUCUGUUUUUUUUUUUUCUUUUGCCUUUUCUUUCUUUAAGAUUUCACUUGGCAAAAAAAUAAAUAAAUGAUAUCACUUUAUAAGAAUCAUUUUCUAGUAAUGCAAACAAAUUAUUUUUUACAAAAAAAAUAAAAUAAAUAAAAUUAGACUUCCUUCCCUCACUAUAUAUCUUUAUUCAGUCAGAACAUUUCCAACAGCAUUUUUGCAAAUUAGAGCAGGAUGAACUUUUAUGUUUACAGUGCACAUCUGUUGUAAUGCAAAGCAUAUUUGGCAAGCAGUUCAUCACCCAGACAGUAGCUAUGAUUCUAGAAGUCAAGAGGUGUCUAUAGAGAACUAGUGGGGCUUCUGCAUGUGAAAACAAAAAACAAAAAACAAAAAACAAAAAUGGUAUCCCAUAGGCGUUGAAGUGCUGAAUGCUCAGGCAGAUACCCAAAGGGGCAACUGCACUACCAAUUUUUAAAGGAAAUUCACUGCCUCAUAGUAAAAAUUUAAAGGUCAAAGUAUUUUGAAGUGAUUUUUUUAAAUAAGUCCUCUGUUUAUUAAGAAAAAUUAUUUAUUCAACAAGAUUUUAAGUAAUGUAGAAAUACAAGCGGUAAAUUAGCAGCACAUAUAAUUUUUUUUUUUAAUUUAUGAUCCAUUUUGUAUGGUCUCAAAGUUGGAUGACCUCAUUACUAAUAUUUGUUGUAAAAGUGAAACUUGUUUGCCAACCAAUAAACAGCUGAUUGAGAUUUAGAA
This is a messenger RNA of Choloepus didactylus (southern two-toed sloth), 7179 nucleotides long. It is a transcript of the gene ADGRL3, whose product is annotated as adhesion G protein-coupled receptor L3. Lineage: Eukaryota; Metazoa; Chordata; Mammalia; Pilosa; Megalonychidae. The transcript has 28 exons. Gene Ontology annotation, molecular function: G protein-coupled receptor activity; carbohydrate binding. Gene Ontology annotation, biological process: adenylate cyclase-activating G protein-coupled receptor signaling pathway; cell surface receptor signaling pathway; synapse assembly. The record is from RefSeq and is a predicted model, not a curated record. Gene Ontology annotation, cellular component: axon; glutamatergic synapse; membrane. Bases 871 to 5613 code for a protein of 1580 amino acids.